UCACAGAAGAUGUCAAAAAAGAAUUCUUGCAAUGCCGUCUGUAAUGAUUUACUGUUGCUCUAUUUCUACUUUUCUUGUAUUUCAGUGAAUUCCCUGCUUUGCCCAAGUUGCCAUUCUGAGACGGAUAAAUGUGAAUUUCAUCCAUUACACUGUCACGGGGAAGACAACGUGUGCCUGACAGAAAAGAUAUGGACCUUAUCUGAUAAAGAAAAUGACUUUGAACUGAUAAGAAGAUGCGGAAGAGCGGCAGAGUGCAGCCGAAUUGGUACAUUUUCCAGUGACUUAAAAAGGUUUGCCAUCAAUACUACCUGCUGUAACUCCAGUAUGUGCCUCCCUCCUAUCCCCAUGUUCCCAUCCCAAGCAUCAGCUGAAAAUGGCCUGGCCUGCCCAGCGUGCUACGUAGAGAACUCCAGGAGAUGUUUAUUAGAUGAACCCUUGAACUGUGUUGGAAAUGAGAAUCGCUGCAUCCAGUACCUAAAGCAGGAACUCUAUGAAGGCAAGUUGAAAAUUGAGUCUUUUUAUGGAUGUACCACAGACAGUAUCUGCCAACUUGGAUCAUCGAGAAAAAGAUUCUUGUAUUUGACAAAUGAGACUUUCAAAACCGUAAAAAUGGAUAUGAGCUGCAGCGGCAGUAUGGGGCUGAGCGUUCCCUUCCUCUCCUACCUGGGCUUCAGAUUAGUUGGCCUUAUGAUAAUAAAGUUUAUCUUAUAAAUAAUCUCUGUAACUUACAGUAGGCAUUCCAUGUGUUGAUCUUUGUCUCCAUAGACAUGUAUGUGUCUUCUAUUGUACGUUCACACAACACAGAAUCAUUAGGUAUUACAGUCUUCACUGACCAAAUAAAGUUAUUUCUCUAUUAAUUCAAAUUCUAAUAAAGAUGUUUUUUCACUGAGGAAAUUCACAUAAGAAUUGAUCAUUUAUUGAUCAUCUAGUUAAAGACUUUAGGGAUUAUUUUUGAAGAAAAAUCCAAUGCAGCUAGCCCUGUCCUUACUGCCUGCAUUAAUUACAGUGAAUGAAGUUUAUCAGAGCACCAAUCACAACAAAGUAAUG
Messenger RNA from Xenopus tropicalis (tropical clawed frog), 1047 nucleotides. Its product is annotated as phospholipase A2 inhibitor 25 kDa subunit-like. The transcript is spliced from 4 exons. Bases 10 to 711 code for a protein of 233 amino acids. Gene Ontology annotation, cellular component: extracellular region. The record is from RefSeq and is a predicted model, not a curated record. Lineage: Eukaryota; Metazoa; Chordata; Amphibia; Anura; Pipidae.